Bicyclus anynana (squinting bush brown) is the source of this 4366-nucleotide messenger RNA. RefSeq names its product rho GTPase-activating protein conundrum (gene conu). The transcript has 12 exons. The record is from RefSeq and is a predicted model, not a curated record. Bases 449 to 2218 code for a protein of 589 amino acids. Gene Ontology annotation, biological process: signal transduction; regulation of actin filament polymerization; regulation of small GTPase mediated signal transduction. Lineage: Eukaryota; Metazoa; Arthropoda; Insecta; Lepidoptera; Nymphalidae. Gene Ontology annotation, cellular component: cytoplasm. Gene Ontology annotation, molecular function: GTPase activator activity.
GCACCAUUCAUUCUCGAUAUCUUGCCACUUGCUUUGCUUUGCGCCUUGUCGUUGUCAGUGCCGCGCCAACCGUCACCGGUAACGCUUGUCACGUCGCUUGUAACGUAUCCAAUACGCGAGUGUCAUUUUUGGGAAUUAAAAACAACAAUCCGUGUGUUUAAUGAGAUAAUAUCGAUAAUAGAAUCGUGGCUUUGUUAAACAGUGUGAGAUUUCUAAGGAGUUAAUUGAGAACAUUCGCGGCGGACGCGUGGCUUGGAGAAGUUGAAAAACAAACGGUCGUCCGCUCGUCUCGAUUCUCAUUUCUCGUAUUUCUGUUUACGAAUGGUCCUCACUCGAUAAUUAGUUUGGUAAAAGUGUGUGUGUGUGCUGUGGACGCUUGAUGGUUUAAUUAGGACUUGAUUAGCGUGCUGCUUUUAACUGAUUCGUGUUCACGACUUCGGAAUCACAAAUGCUCAAGUUGGAGACCCCGGAGGUGCACAUGUCAGUGCCGCUGCCGGCGCGCGCGCCGGACCCCGCGGCGCUGGCGGCCUACUGGGCGGAGUACGAGGACUUGUGCCGACAGAUCAGCACCGCGCACAGCAACGACGACGACGACAACCAUUAUGAAGAAGGCGAGUUGGAAACAGAAUGGCUACAGUCUGCAGGCCUCGGCAUCCUCGCGGCCCCGUUCCAGGCAGGCCUGGAAGUGACCGAGGCGCAGUUGGGCGAGGCCGUGAGGCCUUUGCCCAGGGAGCAAGCGGCCGCCGUGCGCCGCCGCGUCAGAAGACUCAACAGGACUGUGAGGAGAAAACGCGCGGCUUCAAGAGCUAAGAAACCCGAUAUCCGAGAUGUCUUCAGAGACUUGGAGAAUUCCAGCGGGAGCGAGCCCCGGUCGCGCAGCGCGACCCCCGACUCGCUGGACUCGCUGCCCAGCGGCGGCUCUGGCAGCCCGCCCGCCGAGUGGGCCGACGGCGCCACGCCCCCCGACUUUGUCGACAGUUACCCUCUAGCGGGCACGCACGCGCCGGUCGCGCGCACGCCGUCCGCGCCCGCCGCGCGACGCGCGCGCCUGUCCCCGCCCGGCCCGCACUCCCCGCCGCGGCCCGUGCACGAGCUGUUCAAGCCCAACGACUUGCACUGGGCAGACAUCGCCACUAACACCGAAGGUAUCGAGCUGUUGGGCUACCAGAGGUACGGCACGGUGCAAGGGCCGCGGAUUGGGAAAGAGCGCAUCAAUGGGACCAUUUUGAAAGAAAACGAUCCUUUUAUGAAACAUGCCCCAGUAUCACGCACAAAGAGUGCAGCGUCAACACAACAACCGCUCAGCUUCGAGCAUAAGUUCAACUUGGAUAAACAGAUGUUAGACAACGAAGAGGAAUGGCCCGAAGAAGACAGUACAGUUGAUAUCGAAACACUGAACGAGUCGCAAGUGAAGAAGUUGCAGCCGGUACUGUGGCUCGACUUGACCACACAGUUCGACAGGUACUCCCUGCCCUUCCACAAACGAAAAUCACCGAAGAAGAAGAGAAAAGAAGAGGGCAUGGUAUUCGGAGUGGCGCUGGAGACUCUCCUCCGCAAGGACAUGAUCCUGUGGGAGGAGACGUGGAGCUCCGUGCCGUCCGUGCUGCGCGCGCUGUCCUCCGCCCUGCGCGCCAGGACCAAGGACGAAGGGCUGCUGCGCGUGCCGGGAAACAAACACAAGAUUGAAGCGCUCUGUCAACUGAUAGAGCGUCAGUGGUACGAGGACCGCGACACUGUGGAGGCCGCGCUGCGACGGGCGACGGGCCACGACCUCGCGGCGGUGUUCAAGCGCCUGCUGCGGUCGCUGCCCCAGCCGCCGCUCACGCAGGAGCUCAUGAGGCUCUUCUAUCACACGUAUGCACUAUCAGGCACCGCACAAGGAAGAGUACUCAACCUGCUCGUGUUGUUGCUACCGUCGGAGCAGCGCGCCACGCUGCGCGAGAUCCUGCGGCUGGUGCGAGAGAUUGUGGCCAUGAGCGACACCAACAAGAUGAGCGAGCAUAAUGUGGCCAUGAUCAUCGCCCCAGCGCUGUUCCCGCCCAGUCUCCUGAUUAAGCAAACGGAUAGCCUCGAGACUCAACUGGCCACCGCAGCAAACAGUUGCCACGUGACAGAAGCCCUCAUGCGUUGGUGCGACCAAUUGUGGACCGUCCCAUCGUCAUGUCUUCUAACUUCACAGAGGAAACCGCCGCCACAUCGGCGGAAUCAUCACACCUGAGUUGGUAGUCAUGAGGAACCGUGGACCAAGCGGUUGCAGUGACCUUUUUUCCAAAUCAAGCCUAAAACUAGGGAAAGUUGGACUACAUCUUCUGUGCAAUACAAACCCAGUAUAUUAUAUUUCAAGUACUGAAAUAAUAUCAGUCGUUAAACUGAAGAUUUCUUCUUUAGGUUCGAGGUAAUCCAGGUAAAACUCCAGGUUUGGUCAAUACUGUAUUCAGGAAAAGAACUAUCCAAUUUUGUUAAAUAUUCAGAAUCGCCAAAUGGUUUUUGAAGAAUUGGACCAAUGUUGGAAAAUGUGUGGUAAGCGAAAUGCAACAGAAUGGGUUCAACUUUCUAAAUGUUGGCUUGGUUUUAUAAUUUUGGGCCAGGCUAUGGUAAUUGCCGAAUUACGAGCUCGAAUGAACCUUAUGAUUUUUCUAAUCAAUGUCGAUUUUGUUUAUGCCGUAAGUUGUUGUAGGUAUAGCUUGACCAGGACAUGUAACCCUGCUAUAUUGUAGUAAAUAAAAGAACUAAUAUAUGCCAUGUAACACAAAAGGAGACUGCAAGAGCACACAAAUAGUCUUGUCAAAUUGUUAAUUAAGGUAAAACCCAAAGGCUGUCCACUGUGGAAGUUUUGUGGUGGACAAUAGGUAAUACCCAUAAAUUAACACAGCCCGAAGAGUCGCUUAUUGGAAUGACCUUCAAUUUAAAACAUCAUAUGCUAUAAAAUCAGUUUAUAGACCAGCGACUGAUCCCUGAUAGAUUUAGCUGGUCACAAAAAGAACCAAUUUCUUCUACUAACAUACGAAGAAUGUACUGUUAAAAAUACUUGUGGCGCUCUCAAUAAAGGAUUUUUAUAUUUCUGGUCCAGCUAUACCAACAUUAAGGUGCUUUAAGUAUUAUAAAUAUUAGGAUUUUGUUUAGAAUCACGCUGAGCUGUGUUAUAUUCCUGAACAAUAUUGAGUGAUACAGUUAUAUAAACAUUACGUUAUAAAUAAUUAAUAUUAAAUGCAUAUAUACUCUGUGUUAAUUGUAUUGUUAACACAUUUAGUGGUAUACCUACAUGUGAAUAAGAUGCCAAAUAUUCAUCAUAUACUUACUCUUAAUAAAUGUUGUUUAUAUUUAAAAUAUUAAUCUUAAACAUUUAUUCCAGUUUUUGAGGCUGCUAUAAGAUAAAUUCUUUUAAAUUUAAAUUUACUUACGUUCGGAUUUUUAUUGUGGUUGUAAUUUUGGAACACAAGCUUUUAAUUUAUUUUGGUAUGGUAUGGUAUGGUAGACUAAAAAGACGUCACACUAAAUUCAAUAUGGCUGAUUGUUUUUCUUACUUUGCAUUAUAACAAGAUAUGGGCAUGUAUCAAAUAAAAUGGUUUACUCAUAGAAUACUUUUAAAGAAAUUAAAAAAUAAUAAUAUUUACUUGGUUUCAAAUACAUUCUACACUAAUUCUUAUAGUUUUAUUUGGACAAACUUCAAUACUUCUUUUCCAUUUCUUUUAAAAGGUACAUUGAAAGCUCUAAAAAUAUUAUUAGUGCUUUAUAUUAAUCAACUUCAUAAAAAAAGGAUAUUUUAAAGCUUGUGUUCCAUUGGUUGAAAUAAUAGUUAUUUUGUGGAGUGUGGUGCCAUUGGCUUUGGUCUUGUCAAGUUACCAUUUUAUGAAAGCAAUAUAAACGUAUGGUUGUUGGAAUGGUGCCUUUUAGUGUGUAGGCUAAGAGCAAGUGAAUAUUUGUGCUGUGCAAAAUAUUUAUAAAAAAACUAAUUGAACGUAAGUGACUUGUCUACAUCGUAUGAAUCAUUUAGUAGGAUCAGUUGAUUAAUCAAAUAAAAUAUUGUCUUCAAAUUAAAAAUAAUACAUUUAAUAAAGUCGUAUGGCAAAUUGAAUUACCUAUCUGAGCAUAAUGUUACCUAUGAUUAGUGUCUUUUAAUAUUAAAAAUAUUGAAUAGCAUUAUAAUUAUUCACUGGCUCUUAGACCGGAUAAUGUAUUAUAACUUAGUACUCAAUACGAGUAGUUUAUUCUUAUUUAAAAAAAUAAAAGUGUAAAUAAAAUGUAAAAUAUCUUACCAAUUGACUAUUUAGGCAUGCAAAGACUGACUUGGUGUAUUAUUCUAUAUAAAUGUAUAUUAUUUCUUAAGAGUAUUUACUUCACAAAUAAACGUAUAUUUAAAUUCUGA